ACCUAUGGAAGAUACGCCCUGUUUGCCGUGCAGGACCGGAAUGAGAAGCUUUUUUACGAGGUUUUAUUGGAGAAUAUCGAGCAUCUGAUGCCAAUCAUUUACACACCAACGGUUGGAUUGGCUUGUCAGAGAUACGGGUUGCUUUUCCGCAGGCCGAGGGGCCUCUUCAUCACUAUUAAUGACAGGGGGCGAGUUUUCGAGAUACUGAAAAACUGGCCUGAAAAGCGGGUUCGAGUCAUCGUUAUCACUGAUGGGGAGCGGAUUCUUGGGCUGGGAGAUCUUGGAGUGCAGGGCAUGGGUAUUGCUGUCGGCAAGUUGACCCUCUACACGGUCUGCGGUGGGGUAAACCCAUCUGAGGCUUAUGAUGAGCUGAUUGAUGAGUUUAUGGUCUGCGCAAAGAAGCGAUUUGGAGACAAUGUGCUCGUACAGUUCGAAGACUUCGCCAAUCACAACGCUUUCCGGCUGCUGUUUCAGUAUCGAGGGAGCCAUCUUGUGUUCAACGACGACAUUCAGGGUACAGCAUCGGUCGCAUUAGCUGGCUUAAUGGCAGCGAGGCCAAUGACUGGCAAGGCCCUUCACGAGCAGAGGUAUCUUUUCUUUGGAGCUGGAGAGGCUGGUACUGGAAUAGCUGAGCUUAUUGCCACUGCAAUUAGCAAAGAGCGCAACAUCCCAGUUCAGGAGGCCCGCAAGCUGAUCUUUUUAGUCGAUUCAAAGGGAUUGGUUACCUUUUCAAGACUGGAGACCCUUCAUGACCACAAGCUGCCGUUUGCGCACAAAGUUGAUCAUUGCCCAGACCUCCUUUCAGCAAUCAGGGCAUUGAAGCCUAAUGUGUUGAUUGGAGUUUCGGCCCAAAGUGGUGCAUUUAACAGAGAAGUGCUCACAGCGAUGGCUUCCAUAAACACGCGCCCCAUCAUUUUCGCCCUCUCCAAUCCGACGUCCAAGUCUGAGUGCACAGCAGCUGAGGCAUUGACCAUAACGCAGGGGGCACGCUGAUCUUCUCUGUACGAUUCCCGUUUUAAGUUUUAACUU
This is a messenger RNA of Chara braunii, 1029 nucleotides long. NCBI's taxonomy places the organism in Eukaryota, Viridiplantae, Streptophyta, Charophyceae, Charales, Characeae. The record is from the annotation of a GenBank genome assembly.